AACGCAUGUAAACAAUAUGGCGGAUAGUCAAUAAUUUCUUACUGGACAAUAGCGUCGACAACAUUUCAACGUUAUUCUCUGUGUUUAUUAACAGAACUGUUGACCAUGCCUGGGGACCAGAAACUAUAUGGGCUUCAAGGCCCACAAAACAGCACCGUACUUAUGGAGAUCAUAACCAAGCUGAAACAAGACCUCCAGCACAGCCGUUCAGAGAACAGCAAGCUUGUUGAUCAGCUGAACUGUCUGAUCUCCUUAGUUAGAAGGGCCUGGAGUGGGGAACAAGGGGCAAUAAUGCAUCUAGCAAACAUUGUGGGUAUGGAGCCCCCAACAUUUGGUAUAAAUCCAGAUAUGAAUAGAAACACUCCCAUGCCAGAUAAGAGCAGGGCAGUGCUGAAUUGGGAACGGCUUUCAGUAAAACUACUUGAGAAGGACUAUAAGACGAUUCAAGAAGAUAUCAGGAUGAGACAAGAGUUACAUAUCCAAAAUCGGGAGCAGUACAUGAAUGAAGUGCUGGAGGACCACCAGCAAGAGAUGGGCAAGUUCAACCUUCGUAAGAAGAGUGCCACUAACAUAGAGGAAGUGGACAAGCAGUUUCUGAGAUGUUACAGUGCCAAGAGCAAGUCAGAGCGCCGGGUACAGUCCGCGAAAUCCCGCCCCCGUAGUGGGUUCAAAGGUCACCAGUCAAAGGUUGCAGAUAUGGCAGAUCGCGCAGGGGUACGCGUGGAAGACAUCUUGGGUCAACAACAACAACAACAAACUGGCAUGUUUGCGGAAGGGACGGAGGUCUUUCAAAGUUUGCACAAAAUGAAUGGACCAGAAAAACUGCUGUACAGACGAAAAGAGAGUUUUGCUGACCCAAACAGAUACAAACAAAGUAACCUGUUUGACCCGGAUGUCAUAUUCAGCCCUGAUAUGAUGGGGACUAAAGGGAGACCAUCCAGCGCCUCAAGUGUGGGAUCUAAGGUUCGGCCUACCUCGGCAUUUUUGAUAACAGAGGGGAAACCCGAGAGGCCCUUAAAGUAUGAAACAACUCGUCCUGUUUCUGGCAAAUCACGCCCUGCGAGCGGAAAACUUGGAGGGGCAGGAAAAAAUCGUAUAAAAUCUGCAUCUCUGAACCGAACAGCCCCAGCAACAUUUGUAAAGAAAAACCUUCACAGCAAGUCAGCCAAUCAGCAAGCAGACGACAAUUCCUUCUUAGCAGAGGCAGAUGUCAAUCAAAAUGGAAAUCAGAACUCUGAGAGGUCUGGAGUAACCUCCCCUGAUAAUGAUCAGGGUGAAGCGUCUCAGUACACUGAUCAGGCUGGCAGGCAUUCCGACGACUCUGAUGAGAACGUGGUUGAAAACAAGCCUCCAAUGGCAGUGAAAGUCAAGAAAGGUCAUGACAUGGACAAAUUUGUAAACGAGCUGAAGAUGAUGGCAGAAAUGGAGAAUGAUUUUAAGAAGUCAGUAAUUCAGUUUCAGAAGAAAUUAGGCCUGGAAACUGGUGGCUUUGUUUACUCUUGAUUUUGAGUAACAUACUUGUGUUGUUGUUUUUUAAAUACUAAUGAAUUGUUACUACUGGAUGUUUAUUGCUGUUAAAAGAAUGAGCAUGAUUUUUAUGCUCUGGUGCACCACUUUAUAGAAAACAGCAUCUUGUCACAAAAAUAUUUCAAGGGUGGAAUAUAAAAUGAUACCCCCCCCCCCUUUUCUAAUUGUUAAUCAAAAUUCUUCAAUUUAAAAUAAAUUUAAAACAGUUAACAAUAUUCAUUCAAUGUUGUUAUGAUCUUAUUAUAUUAUAAUUAGAAUUAAUGAAACUGUUAUAGGCCUUUGUUUUGGAUAUGUCAUGGUAUAGUACUAUUUUUAGUUAAAACAUAUUUCAUUUCACAAACAAACAUUGUAUACAUUUGCAUAGUAUACAAGUAUUCGGUAACAACUGAUUCACAUUGCUCCAAAAAAGAAUUCGAACGAAAGAUCAAGAUCUUACAGCGUUCUUCUUCAUUAAAGUACUAUUUUUAAUAGAGUAAUUGUUUAGUAUAAAGUCUUACACCAAACAAUUUGGCUUAUUUUCAUACAAUCCUUUCAAAUUGUGAAUUUAUGCAGUAUUACCUUAUUACUAUUGUACCACAUUUUGUAAAUCAAUGUUUUCUAUAGUCAUAAUCAUACAUGCCAUACGUCCCGGAUUGUCCGGGACAGUCCCGGAAAUGAAGAACUUGUCCCGCUGUCCCGGAAAUCUGUCAAAUGUCCCGGAAUUUACAAAAUCUAUAUGUACAUGCACCUUAUCUUAGGCUUAACUGAACCUCGAAUCUGUGUAUAUCUGCAGCGUCUCCAUGACAAUGCCUACCCGAAUAGGCAGACUGCGCUACGUUUCAAAAUCGAUCAAUUAACAGGGGUCCUGUUAUCAUAUCGAUUGUCUAACGUUCGUGGUCAAACCGAAAAGGCGGCAUUGUUUAAUGUGGUUGUUAAUUGACUUUAGUCUACUACGUCAUUAUUUCCCGCUGUGUAAGGGCAAAGGAUAGUUGUUCACACAUCUGAAGUCCAACAUCGCUGAGCAAAAAAUUAAAAGCAGUUUAUGUUCGCACGUUUAACCGACAAAGAAGUUGAGUAAAAAGUAAGCAUAUAAAAAAGUCAUCCUCACUAGGUUUUAAUCAAAUGUCUUUAUAACAAUAACGCAGUGACGUCACCAUCUAUGUUUAGAACGCUUACACUGAAAACACGUGGCUUGUAUCUAGUAACGGAAGUAUUAAUGUUUAAUUUGACGUUAAUAGAUCAAGUGUAUUUCGGAUAGGCUUUCGAACUUCUGCAAUUAAUGAUGCGAAACAAAAAAAACGCACCAACAAUGCAUAUGUCUAUAAAUAUCGCUACAUUUUAUACAUGUCCCGGAAAAUCGGAAAA
Dreissena polymorpha is the source of this 2871-nucleotide messenger RNA. RefSeq lists its product as uncharacterized. Bases 106 to 1503 code for a protein of 465 amino acids. The record is from RefSeq and is a predicted model, not a curated record. NCBI's taxonomy places the organism in Eukaryota, Metazoa, Mollusca, Bivalvia, Myida, Dreissenidae. The transcript has 10 exons.